AUGGCUCCGAAAGAACAGAAAGCACUCGUCCUACCGUCCAAGGGCGCCGAUCUCGUUGUUCAAAGCGCGACGGUACCCUCUCCGGGUCCGGGCGAAAUCCUCGCUAGGGUGGACGCUACGUCCCUCAACCCAGCGGAUUGGAAGUUCGCGUUCGCCGACCCAUACCGGGAUUUGCUCCAAUACCCCGCGAUCCUGGGCUUUGACGCCGCCGGAGUAGUCGAGGAAGUCGGCGAGGGCGUCACGAACCUCAAGAAGGGAGAUAGAGCUACAUCUUUCUACCUCCACAGUCUAUGGGAGGGCGAUAUCAAGCCUCAUCGCGCAACGUUCCAGCAGUAUGCGCUCGCCACGGCAGAAUUUGCUGCCAAGGUCCCCGACAACGUCAGCCUCGACGAGGCGGCGUCAAUUCCGGCGACGCUCGCGACGGCAUAUUUGGGGUUGUACAGCAAGAAGAAGGACGACCGUGGAGGUGGCGCGGAACUGACGCCCUUCUGGCAAUCUUCUACCGCCUACGCCGGACAGCCGUUCGUGCUGUUGGGUGGCGCCACCUCUAUCGGCCAAUUUGUAAUCCAGCUUGCCCGCCUGUCUGGCUUCUCCUCUAUUAUCGUCACUGCGUCUGAGAAACACGCUGAACACCUCAAAUCCCUGGGCGCAACGCAUGUCCUCUCCCGCACGCUCUCUACGGAUGCCCUGCGCGUAGAGAUCGGUAAGAUCACGUCGCACCCCAUCAAGAUCGUCUAUGACGCCGUCAGCGUUGCGACAACACAGCACGCAGCGUGGUCGUUGCUCAGCACGGACGGUGAGCUUAUUCUUGUCCAGUCACUCGCCGAGGGCAUCGUGCACGGCGAGGACGGGAAGGAGCUCGUGCAGGUGUCUGGACACCCCGAAUGGGCCGACCAGCAAGAGGCGGGACGCGAGCUGUACGCACGCGUAACCCAAGUUCUGCAGGAUGGGUCGAUUAAGCCACAUCGUGUUCAGUUGCUUCCUCGUGGUCUCGCUGGGAUUCCGGAAGGACUGGAGUUGCUGCGCCAAGACAAGGUUAGCGGCGUUAAGUUGAUCGCCCGUCCUCAAGAGACGGUAUAA
Molecule: messenger RNA, 1080 nt
Organism: Punctularia strigosozonata HHB-11173 SS5
Lineage: Eukaryota; Fungi; Basidiomycota; Agaricomycetes; Corticiales; Punctulariaceae
Product: GroES-like protein
Exons: 4
Coding region: 1-1080 (359 amino acids)
Molecular function (GO): oxidoreductase activity, acting on NAD(P)H
Source: RefSeq, a predicted model, not a curated record